UGAAGACCCAAAGCAGUUGAGAACUUGAGAGGCACUCUCCUCUCUGUCCUGACAGACCUUAAAUUUCCAAUCUUUCCUUUGCAUUGCCCCAACAAGACAUCUUUGCAGUGUCUUUGGUUUCACUUCCUUGUUUUGGGAAACAUGGAAGGAGAUGGUUGUGGUACUAAUGGUACUAUGUUGCCUCCCGGGUUUCGGUUUCACCCCACGGACGAGGAGCUUCUGACCUGUUACCUCAUCAGCAAGAUAUCCCAUCCCAAUUCGACGGGAGCUGCGGCCCUAGUUGAUGUCGAUCUCAACAAAUGCGAGCCAUGGGACCUUCCAGGGAAGGCGAAAAUCGGAGAAAAGGAGUGGUACUUUUUCAGCCACAGGGAUAGGAAGUACCCGACAGGAGUGAGGACAAACCGAGCGACCAAAACCGGUUACUGGAAAACAACCGGGAAGGACAAGGAGAUCUUCAACAGCAUCACGUCGGAGCUGAUCGGGAUGAAGAAGACGCUGGUUUUCUACCGAGGGAGAGCUCCACGAGGAGAGAAGACCAACUGGGUCAUGCACGAGUUCCGCCUUCAUUCCAAGCCCACUUUCCCCUCUGCCAAGGAAGAAUGGGUGAUCUGCCGUGUCUUCCAGAAGAGCGGUACACCGAAGAAAUGCAAUCCGAGCUAUGAGCUUGGGAUUGGAGCACUUAUAAAGAAUCCAGAGUCGUUCGUUCUUGGAAGCUCCUCAUUCGGGGGGCUGAAAACGAAUACAACCGUGGAACUGGGGGCUAUGAUCCCAGCUCUGAAGCUACCACAAAAUCCAACAUUAUCGAACGCUGCUGCUUCCUCCAAUUUCACUGGAAGUCCGUUCGAUGCAGAGAUGGGUUACGUCGAAGAACCGAACAUUGCUAAUAAUGGGCAAAGCAAUGGACGCUUGGGAUUCGAACACUCUGUCGAUCUUCAUACUUACUGGACCUCAUUCCUGUUGAACUAAUAGUCGUUAGGCAAAAGAGAGCUCGGUCUUGCAUGAGAUACACGAUUCCCCCAGAAUCACGAAGGUUUAUAUGUACUUGCUAAGACCUACAGCUAUCUUGACACGCCCUGGAGUUGGCAAAGGCGAAAGAUCACCAGCUUCAAUUUAUGGAUCGAUAAUCGAAAGAGGGGAUGGAAAGGGUUGCAAUAUUGAAGCGGGAAGGCAUAGUCCCGAGUUUGUUCGGCAAACUCGAGAAUCUUUCAGUUUCUGAUUAGCUAUGCAUACAUGAAGAUUAUUUCCAGCUUAAGACUGUCGUCAGUAGAACUUAUGAUUUCACCAAUCACCAGAUAUAGAUGCUGAAUACUGUUUUGGAUUC
Punica granatum (pomegranate) is the source of this 1321-nucleotide messenger RNA. NCBI's taxonomy places the organism in Eukaryota, Viridiplantae, Streptophyta, Magnoliopsida, Myrtales, Lythraceae. The record is from RefSeq and is a predicted model, not a curated record.